AUGGCUGGCUUCUAUAACGAAGACCUUCUUUCACCUCACAUCAGUACUAUGAUUAGCCCGGUGACUGAUCACACAGGCUCUACAUCCCUACUCGACUUUGGGGCAUAUUGGGAAGACGAGGACUUUCUCGCGCAGGGAGAGCCCGAGCCGAGUGUUCGCUCGCAGACUCUGGUCUACCACCACGAGCGCAAGAAGUGGUGGAUUAAAGUGACACUAAUUGGCUCGAUUACUAGCAUAUCGAACGAGCGGAAGGUCUCGAAGCGCGAACGACGAAAAGAAUUCCAAGACUUCGCCAAAGUAAUAGACUACGGAUCGCUCACCCUCCUUGAUAAUACGGUAACUGAGGUGAUAUUAAGAGAAGAACCGGAGCCGGCGACUGUUAUCAGACUAGAAAUGACGGACAAGGUGGAACUCACAGAUGGGUUCUUCCAGGUCUACAGAGCCGGGGUUCCGUAUAUCCUCAAGAUAAUAUAUAGCCCUUUCUACCAGCCCCGCGACACGGACGUCAUGCGAAAUGAGCUAGAGAACCUUGAAUAUUUUCAGGGGAUAUCAAAUAUUGUGCAAGCGGCCGGGAUUGCCGUCGAUAUAAAUCCAUAUACGACCUCGACAACGGGGGAACAGGUGGUGGUCGGUGCCCUACUGCAGUUCUAUAGCGGCGGCUCACUACGGCAGGUACUAGAUGAUGGUCGUAUAAGCGAACACCAUUGGGAGCAAUGGGCUCUACGGAUCGGGACCAUAUUACGCCUUUUUCACGCGGCAGGCAGGACUCAUAUGGAUAUAAAAUGCUCGAAUAUAAUGCUUGAUGGAGGAGGUGAUGCAGUUCUCAUCGAUAUCAGCGGCAUUGGUGGAACAACCCACGAGUGGUGCGCCCCAGAGAUCCGAGACGAGAUAUCACCCUUCGACCUUCCAUUCGAAGCGCGGCGACUGAACGAUAUAUGGGCAUACGGGAAGCUCUUAUCAGAAAUUGCAUCUCAUGCUGGUAGCGGCCCCCAUGCAAUUGCUCUAAAACAAGUGGCGGGAUGUCUAAUGAGAGAGGACACGACGACACGCAUAGGUAUAUCGGAAGCAAUGUCGCGCCUGGAAGCCACCAUACCAAGAUGUACAAUAAGACCCAUACUCACAUGA
Microsporum canis CBS 113480 is the source of this 1125-nucleotide messenger RNA. Its product is annotated as protein kinase domain-containing protein. The coding region runs from base 1 to 1125 and encodes 374 amino acids. Lineage: Eukaryota; Fungi; Ascomycota; Eurotiomycetes; Onygenales; Arthrodermataceae. The transcript has 2 exons. Gene Ontology annotation, biological process: protein phosphorylation. The record is from RefSeq and is a predicted model, not a curated record. Gene Ontology annotation, molecular function: ATP binding; protein kinase activity.